Drosophila kikkawai is the source of this 688-nucleotide messenger RNA. RefSeq names its product Ubiquitin conjugating enzyme 84D (gene Ubc84D). The record is from RefSeq and is a predicted model, not a curated record. NCBI's taxonomy places the organism in Eukaryota, Metazoa, Arthropoda, Insecta, Diptera, Drosophilidae.
UUCAGUUUAAAGGGGUUCGCCGAACCCUUUUGAACAAGGCUGUCAGUUUCCAAUAAAAGCAAUAGCAACCCUGCUUUUUAGACAAAAUAAAUUAAGUAAGUUUUCUUUAGACUCGCAAGGAACACGAAGGCCGAGGAUCCUACCCGCUGAUAGAAUGGCUGCCACUCGUCGCCUGACCCGCGAGCUCUCGGACUUGAAUGAUGCCAAGAUGAGCACGCUGCGGAACCUUGAGAGCAGCGACGAGACCCUGCUGCUGUGGACGGGACUGCUAGUUCCGGAAAAGGCCCCCUACAACAAGGGCGCAUUCCGCAUCGAGAUCACCUUCCCGCCCCAAUACCCCUUCAUGCCGCCAAAGAUCCUCUUCAAGACGAAAAUCUACCACCCCAAUGUGGACGAGAAGGGAGAGGUGUGUCUGUCGAUUAUCAAUUCUGACAACUGGAAGCCCACCACGCGGACGGAGGACGUGCUGCAGGCUCUGGUGGCCAUCAUCCACAAUCCAGAGCCAGAGCAUCCGCUGCGUUCCGACCUGGCCGAGGAGUUUGUCAAGGAGCACAAGAAGUUCAUGAAGACCGCCGAGGAGUUCACCAAGAAGAACGCGGAAAAGCGACCAGAGUAAAGUCAACUGGUAGUUCACAGAUCCCAUUCAAUGUAUAUCCAAAUUUAAUACAGUUUAGACCCUGAAUCCAAA